ACUACACAUCUUCCAUGCCCAAAUUCAACUUCUCUCUCAAUAUUGGUCCUUUAAGAGAUGGUUUCCAAAAGCAAUGCAUCACUUGCUCUCUUUCUCUCACUCAACCUUCUCUUCUUUGUCAUUGUUAGUUCAUGCGGCACUUGCCCUUCUCCUAACCCUAAGCCAAAGCCGAAGCCGAAGCCGAAGCCAAGUCCAAGUCCGCCAAAGCCAAAGCCAAGUCCAAGUCCGCCAAAGCCAAAGCCAAAGCCAAGUCCAAGUCCAAGUCCGCCAAAGCCAAGUCCAAGUCCGCCAAAGCCAAGUCCCCCAAAGCCCAGUCCAAGUCCGCCAAAGCCAAGCACCUGCCCUAGAGAUACCCUGAAAUUAGGUGUCUGUGCCAAUUUACUGAGCGGGUUGCUUGGGGCUAUUGUGGGUACCCCUCCAAAGACUCCAUGCUGCAGCCUCAUCCAAGGCCUCACCGACCUCGAGGCCGCGGUUUGCCUCUGCACUGCCAUUAAAGCAAAUGUUCUGGGCAUCAACCUCAAUGUCCCUCUCUCCAUCAGCUUGCUUCUUAAUGUCUGCGAAAAGAAGGUUCCAGAAGGCUUCAAAUGCGAAUAGAAAACACUUCCACUUUCGAUCCUCACUCUGCUAUAAAUUUCUACUGCAAGUUAAGUGCGUGUGUGCGUGAUAACAUCUCGUUAAUUUCCUCUGUUUUAGUGUGGUUGUGUUUUGAUGCUAUUAAAUAAUUAAGCUUGCACAAGUGUAAAAUAUUCAAGCGAUUUGGCUCUUACAUAUCAUGUUCACACAUGAUGGAAAUAAAGUUGUAACCGUUUUGUAAGAUAUGAAUAUGUUUUACUCGUAUAAUUGCUAUAUGAAAUGAAAAAUCAAUACUUGGAGUUUAUUUA
Molecule: messenger RNA, 881 nt
Organism: Cornus florida
Lineage: Eukaryota; Viridiplantae; Streptophyta; Magnoliopsida; Cornales; Cornaceae
Product: lipid transfer protein EARLI 1-like
Exons: 1
Coding region: 58-594 (178 amino acids)
Source: RefSeq, a predicted model, not a curated record